Messenger RNA from Dracunculus medinensis (Guinea worm), 219 nucleotides. NCBI's taxonomy places the organism in Eukaryota, Metazoa, Nematoda, Chromadorea, Rhabditida, Dracunculidae. The record is from the annotation of a GenBank genome assembly.
AUGAAUUUAACGAAGCAAAAAUGUAAAAUGCGUUCUACUGAUUUCAGAAUCGAACCAAGCGUUCGAGGAUCUGUCUAUUCCGCUGCGGCGAGAUACGGUAACGAUAGUGAUUAUACAUUCCUCUGGGAAAAGUUUCAUUUAGAACAUGAUCAUGCUGAACGAGAUCGUAUUUUCUCCGGAAUGGCUUAUACGACUAAUUCAAAACAUAUUUUACAGUAA